AUGUCGUUCGGCAGUGGCAGUGGUUUCAACUUUGGCUCCAACAGCAACACCCAGAAUACCGGAUUCGGAGGAUUUGGGAGCACCACCAAUACCAACACAGGUUUCGGUUCAACAACGAACACAGGUUUCGGUUCGAGCACAGCUGCUGCGUCUCCCUUUGGUGGUAGCACUUUUGGGUCCAACACUGGAGGUUUCGGUGCUGCCGCCAACACUUCUGGCUCCCUUUUUGGCAGCAAGCCUGCGUCGAAUCCCUUCGGCUCGAGUACUACAAACACAGGAGGUGGACUGUUCGGUGGUUCCACCAACGCGAAUACAGGUUUUGGAAGCUCAACUGGUGGUUUCGGCAGCACUAACAAUGCUUUUGGAGGCACCAAUACAGGAGGUUCGUCGUUCAGCUUCGGCAGUGCGAACAAGCCUGCGUUCGGUUCCAGCACCAGCACCACUCCCCUCUUCGGUCAAGGAGGUUCAGGAACAACAGGUACCUUCGGAGCCUCGACCGCGUUUGGCGCCACUGGCUCCGGCACCGCCCUAAGCAGUCAACCCGUUCCCCCUCCAGACGGCACAGCUUCCACGCCGUUCGCUCCCACCGUGGAAAAGGAUGCAGCUGGUGUUACGAGCAAUUACCAGAGCAUAACCUUUAUGCAGCCCUAUCAGAAGUAUUCUUUCGAAGAACUGCGCCUGGCCGACUACAAUGCUGGUCGUCGCUUUGGAAACGCUACCGGGCAAGCUGGUGGCUUCGGUUCCAGCACUUUUGGCGGCUUCGGUGCGACUAACACUCCUGCCUUUGGUAAUAACACUACCAGCACCACCCCUUUUGGGGCCGCAACGACAUCUUCAACUGGUUUCGGUUCCACUUCGUCCACUGCCGGGUUCGGCGGCGGCGGUCUGUUCGGGAACAAACCUGCCACAGGAGGUUUGUUUGGCCAGCAAUCCUCUGGUACCACUUCCGGGGGGCUGUUUGGGACGGCCGGCAAUACCACCAGCGCUUUUGGAGGCGGUAGCACUGGGUUUGGAUCGACCGGAACCACCGGCGGUGGUCUGUUCGGCAAUAACAAUGCCACACAGAAUAAACCAAGCCCGUUCGGAGGCAGCACCGGCACCCCUUCAUUCUCCUUUGGUAAUACCAACACGGCCAACACGGGCGCAGCCACGGGCACGGGAACAGGUACGGGCUUGUUCGGUGGCGGCGCCACAAAUACCACUACCAAUGCCUUUGGCGGGACCAACCAACAAUCUGGCGGCCUUUUUGGAAACCAGCAGCAAAAACCGCUUUUCGGCGGGAACACCACAGGAGGUUUCGGUACACCCGCAACGCAGGGUCAACAAUCAGGUGGAUUAUUUGGCGGCACUACCAACACUGCGACCCAGCCUACAGGUGGUGGCCUCUUCGGAAGCGCCAACACGUCUGCCAACACGAACACUGGUGGUGGAUUGUUCUCUUCCAACAACGCCACAGGCGGAGGGUCCCUUUUCGGAAACAAUAACAAUAACAAUGCCCAGAAACCUGGUGGUUUGUUCGGAGGAAGCACCUUUGGGAACACCAAUACUGGAAACACCGGUGGCGGGCUUUUCGGAAGUACUGGCACGAACAACCAACAGACUGGUGGACUAUUCGGCAACACCAACACUGGCGGGGGCUUCUCAUUCGGAAAUACCCCGAACAAGCCCGCCACAACAUCCCUCUUCGCGAAUACGAACAACAACCAACAAGGAGGUCUGUCUGGGUCAACUGGGAACUUUGGUGGUGGUCUCUUUGGCACAUCUCAAACAGCUCAACCAGGCAAUCAACAGCAACAGGAUAUCAAGCAUGCAUCUCUGAAUGACCCCAAUCCUUAUGGUCAGACCUCCAUCUGGACCGGCUUGCCCGUCCCCACUCCGGAUACGGCCAAACCGAUCUUCACACCAUUGGCGGCCACCCAGAAGAUGAAGGAGAGCCAGGCAAAACCUCCACCCAGCCUGCGACUUAAUCAAUCCCGCUACAUGACGCCUCCCCGCCGUUCCGGCUUUGGCUUCUCCUACUCCACGUAUGGCACCCCUAACAGCGCUGCUAGUACGCCGGGUGGAAACAGCUUGACAAGUAGCAUGUACGGUAGCCGAAGUUUCAACGGUGGCAGUUUUGGAAGUUUGGGCAGCUUUGGUCGUUCCUUUGGCAAGAGUGCCUCGGCCAGCAACCUGAGGUCCCAGUUCAAUGGUGACAAUGAGAGCGUUCUGAGCCCCCAUGCCUUCACAGCCACCACCACGCGGUGGUCUAACAGCAACAUGCGUCGCCUCACGAUCGACCGCAACAUCAGAAAUGACCUCUUUAGCCGGCCCUCUCUGCCUGCUCUACCGUCAAGCUCUUCCGAUCGGCCGGCUUCCAAUGGUAGCAACGAACUGGUGACCACCAAUGGAGAACCAUCGAGCGAGCCCUCGAGCAAGCUCAAAAAGCGCGUGAGCUUCGACAAAGGAAUCACAGGCGGUCAGAGUGGCAACCUGAACGGUGAGACCGGGGCGCUAGUGAGGACCGAGACAGAUGACGGAGAUUCAGACUCUGGCACGCGUCGCGGGACACCAAAUGGAAGCGUCACUCCGGAAGCAGAUGCGGGUGCGCGAGGCAACGAGCUUGCAGUCGUUCCUGAGGAUCGUGAGUCGGAUAAUGUCGUCUCCAAGACGCCAUCCACCGUACAGGCGAAGCCCGACCCUCAGCCAGGAGACUAUUGGAUGAAACCAUCCCGUGCAGAGCUUUCCAAGCUGCCGCGCGAGAAGCUACAGAACUUUGUUGGAUUUGAGGUCGGCCGCAAGGGCUGCGGUAAGGUUGUCUUCAAUGGCCCCGUCGAUCUGACGGCCAUUCCGUUGGACGACCUGUUUGAAAAGAUUGUUGAGAUCCGUCUCCGAUCGGUCACAGUGUAUCCCGAUGCGAGCACCAAGCCCCCGGUUGGCAAAGGUCUCAACGUGCCCUCCACUAUUUCCAUCGAAAACUCAUGGCCUCGUUCACGCGGCCAGCCUUCUUCCGCCACGAGUGGACCUGUAUUUGAGAAGCACGUCAACCGGCUCAAGAAGAUGCAUGGCACUGAGUUCAUUAACUACGAACCGUCCACAGGCGUCUGGACCUUUAGAGUGCCCCACUAUACCCGCUACGGGUUGGACUAUGACGAGGAUGAUGAGGAACUCGGUCAAAGCCAGCUGUCUCUCCCACCCAACUCGGCCAAUUCGGCGAUGGAGGUUGACAGUGAUGACCAAGGCGGGUCUGAAGACGACACGUUUGCCUUCAAGCAAAAGACUGUACCAGGUGGUUUUGGACGGCGUUCGGCCAUUGAUUACGACGACAAUGUUCCCUCCGCCCAGAUGAUCGACGACGUGGAAGAAGAAGCCCGAUCUGUCGAACACUCCGAGGAAGAGACUUCCGACAAUGAAGUCAGUAUGGCUGGGUCGUUCCCACCACCUGGAGGAGCGCCAGCUUUCGGUUUCCAAAGCCCAAACAAGUCUAUCCUCAAGCCUGGCCGUCUGGGCACCCCCAGCAAGCCGCUCAUUUCCCUCGAGGGUGACUGGGCGGAACAGUUGCAACGGACUAUUAGCCCACGUAAGCAGAACCGGGAUGCGUUGCGAGAAGUACAGAACAGAGUCUUGCUCGACCACACAUAUGAGCCGAUCAAACCUACUACCUCCAACAAGAAUGAAUUCCGCACCAGCAUCGAUAUCAUGAAUUCGUUGUUCAGCAAACAUGAGGAGAGAAUGGCGAAAGGAAGAAAGGCACAGGCAGGGCCGGACCUUGAGUUCCCUUAUGCAAAGCGCACCAAGACAUUCGACGAUGACGAGCUGCCGGAGACUGAUAAACGUUGGCAUUCAUCAUUCAAGCCUCGUUUCACACAAACCAACGAACUUAUCUACCGAUCGAAUGGCCGCGACGCAGCCGAUGCCGGCUGGACUAGGACUUUGCUGUUGGAAGGCCCGAACGGGGAUGUGGCUCUCACUUCACUGGAUGGAAAGGGUACACUCGACCGCGAAUCCCUGCUUGUCGAUACGCAGAUCACUAUCAAGGACCAGGCUCCCUUUGCCACGCAUACUGCGGUUCCGUUUUCGCGAAUCAAAGACCAGUUGGUGAGACAGCGCGGCUCCGAGGCAGAGCUUGACAUUUACGAGGUGGCUCAUGUCUUGUUCGACGACUACGAAGACGAGUUUACUGCCGGGCUUGGUCGUCAACAGCAGCAAGAAUUCAUGGGUCGCAUUCGCAAAGCUCGUUUGUCCAAGUAUCUGUCAUCGCUGGUUUGGAGCAGACACGCCGAGCAAAUCAAGUCCGCGGAGACUCAAGGCGGGGCUACCGCGGCGAUUCUGCAUCUUACGGCGAAGAAUGUGAAAGCGGCAUGCGACGCGUUGUUGCAGGAGAAGGACUUCCACCUCAUGAUGCUUGUAUCUCAAAUUGAGCAAGCCGACGAUACCUUCCAAGACGACAUGGCCAACCAACUCAUGGCUUGGCGUAAGCAGGGGAUUCUCUCUGAAAUGACCGAGGAGAAUCGUGCGCUGUAUGAAGUCCUAUCCGGCAACACCUCCUUUUCGCAGGGCGUCCCCGAUGGACCAGUCGAGAGUCGUGCCACGACCUUUGCGAUUUCGGAAAAGUUCGACCUCGAUUGGAUUCAAGCGUUCUGUCUGUGCUUGUGGUACGGUCGAUGGAAGAACGGCGAUAUUCGGGACGCCGUCAGGGAGUUCCAGAAGAAGUUGGACACGGGCGAAGAAGCAGCCAGCCCCGAGGCCGCCAAUGGGGAUGAAGAUCCGCUUUGGGUUUUACUCAAGCUGUACGCCUGCACAGCGCAGUUCAACAACGCCAGGACUCGAACUGGCAUCGAAGUACCCGUGUUCCCCGAAGCCUUCUCCUCGCUGUCCGGACCAUGGGAUUGCUACAAGACGUUCCGUCUGCACCAUGCUCUAGCGGCCGCCAUCCCUGAUAUUGUCACAAUCGACCAGGCCAAAGCGGACGAGCUGACAACCUCGCUGGCCUUUGAGCGAUCCGCACGCGGUGACGUCCUUGGAGCUGUUUGGGCGCUGUUGCAUAUUACGGACUCGACGACGCGUCACUCGUUCAUCAUUGACUUGCUCGCUCGUCACGCGGCCGUCCUGCCAGACCCGCCAUCAUCCAGCGAUGCUACUGAGCAGCAGCAAUCCCCUAACUCUCUCUGGAGGGGCCUUGUCUCGUCGCUGAAAGUCCCCGGCUCCUGGAUCUGCCGUGCCAAAGCUCUCUACGCCCGCUCGUCCAACAUGUCACUGGAAGAACUCAAUCUCUUGAUUGCAGCCGAAGACUUCGCCGAAGCCCAUGAAUGUCUGCUUCGCCGAGUCGCUCCUCGCCUUGUCAUCGAUGAGGACUGGGAAACAUUGCGCAACGUCCUGGCCAAGUUUGGCGAAGAUCCCGAGGCCAAAAUUGAUAGCGCGGAAUGGCAGGCCGGCGGUGCAGUCUACGCAGACUUUGUGUCGCUGAUGGGUGUUAUGGGAUCUGGUAGCACUGGCAACACUGUCAACCGCAAGAAUCUCCUGCAACGUUUGCCAACGGCGCUAACGGGAUUAAAAAAUGCAUCCAAUACAAAUGGGUCUUUGUCGGCGGCCCAGAAUCGUGAGAAAUUGGAGGAAAGAGUCGCCCUUUGCGAAAUGGCCAGGGUAGUGGCGCGCGCAUUGGAGAUGGAUCUUGAUGAGGACAGAAGAAGCAGUGUCGGUGACAAGAAAUCGAUACUUGAUCUCCCUCUUACCGCCGAUGCACGUCUAAGUCACGCUAUAGCUCUGGGAGUCGACUACUACCGCGGGGUUAUGGCGAUGGCUCGUUGAGAUCCAAUCCUAUCUCACCCUUGACGGCUGGGUAGGUGCCUGUGCAGGGAGGGGCACGGUGUGUCAAGUUUCACGAUGGCCAAGAAACGGUUGGCGGCAAUACCCAAGAAUGGAAAGACCAAAAGGAGCAAGAAAAGGCAACCUGUGCCAGUGGGUGGGAAAUGAGCCGGCCUGCCCUUCCUGUUGUUUGCAGUGUCUUUGGUUGCGACUUGGAGCUGAAAAACAUUUCAUUUCCAAGCCCAGGAGUUCAUUUGACGCCGCUGCAGCAUUGGAGAAGGGAAGUGGGUGCGGCACGCUCGUUCGCUCGCUCGCUGUGAUGACAAGAACACUGCAGGGGCUCGGAUACCGUUGUUGCAGUAGGUGGAUGCCGUGGUGGAAGAUGGUUGAACCGGAAAUUUGUAUGGCAAUGGCAUAGCACCGCACCGCACUGCAGUGCCAAUGUAAGAAUAGCUAGGUUGGCGCUCGCGUUUGUUUCUUGAACCAGCCUCUUCCUGGCAACUUGAAGGAGAAAGUUGGUGAGUGGAGAGGUGUUUGAGUCGUGAACCACUGGCAGAGCUGAGAGAACCCUUGAAACUUUUGACGAUGCGACGCUGCAAGGGGAACUACCUAGUAGGUAGAUGUCAGAACUCAGAGAUCAAAAAGCUCCAGACAAGUCAUCCCAUCCCAUCCCGGCA
Messenger RNA from Exophiala dermatitidis NIH/UT8656, 6461 nucleotides. RefSeq lists its product as uncharacterized. Gene Ontology annotation, cellular component: nuclear pore cytoplasmic filaments; nuclear pore. Lineage: Eukaryota; Fungi; Ascomycota; Eurotiomycetes; Chaetothyriales; Herpotrichiellaceae. Gene Ontology annotation, molecular function: structural constituent of nuclear pore. Bases 1 to 5787 code for a protein of 1928 amino acids. The record is from RefSeq and is a predicted model, not a curated record. Gene Ontology annotation, biological process: protein import into nucleus; RNA export from nucleus; post-transcriptional tethering of RNA polymerase II gene DNA at nuclear periphery. The transcript has 6 exons.